Molecule: messenger RNA, 1110 nt
Organism: Microthlaspi erraticum
Lineage: Eukaryota; Viridiplantae; Streptophyta; Magnoliopsida; Brassicales; Brassicaceae
Source: the annotation of a GenBank genome assembly
AUGAUCAUCUCGGACCUUCCGGGAGAUUUGUUAGAAGAGAUACUCUAUCGUGUUCCAGCCACGUCUGUUAAACGGUUACGAUCUGUUUGCAAACGAUGGAACCGUUUAGUCAACGAUAACAGAUUCAUAAGAAAGCUCUUGGAUAAAGCCGCAAAGCAGUUUCUGAUUCUCGACCUGAAGGAGUUUAGGGUUUUUUCGAUGAGCGUCAAUCUCCAUGGAAUUCCAUCUAUAGAGGUAAUAGAUCAGCUUAGCCUAAAUGAUUCCCAAUUAAUUUCAGCUCAAAGCAAUAUAGGUCAAGUCUCUUACUGCGACGGCUUGUUAUUAUGCACCAUCAAAGAUGACGACACUAGACGAAUCGUUGUUUGGAAUCCUUGUACUGGUCAAACCAAGUGGAUCCAUGGCGGAGAUCGUGGGAAGCAAAGCGAAUGUACCAGCAUCUAUACUCUUGGAUCCUACCAAGACAACAAAUCCGGCAAUAAUAGCUACAAAGUAUUAAGAAUGAUUUGUCAUGUCGUCCUAGAAUUGGAAAUAUGUGAUAUUAACUCUAAUUCGUGGAGGAAGAUUGACGGUCCUGGCAGCAACAUACUAUUAAAAUUCUGUAGCGUGAGUCUGAAGGGGAAGACUUACUGGUUUGGCAAAGACAGAAACAAGGAACACGUAUGCUUAGUCAGUUUUGAUUAUGAAAGAGAAAGAUUUGAACUUCUGUUUCUUGAUCCGUGUCAGUUUCCUAAUGUUCUUCUCAAAGAUGUGGCACUAUCCGUUGUUAGAGAAGAGAAACUUUCCAUGUUACUGCAACGCCCACAGGCAUUGAGGAAAGAGAUAUGGCUAACAAGUAAGAUUGAUGAGACCAAAGCAGUGUCGUGGAUCAAGGUCUUUACAGUGGAUUACCCUGAAAGUAUUAUUGGCUUCCUUAUGGGUUAUUUUUUGGUCGACGAGGAGAAGAAAGCCGUCCUCAUGUGUUGUCUGAAAUGGAACGAGCCCUGGUGCAAAGGCAUGUCCAAAUCCAUUUACGUUGUUGGGGAGAAUAAUAGAGUACUCGCAGAAUUUGGAGCAUCACAUUCUUCGCGACGUUUGUAUAAUUAUGUUCCAAGCUUGAUUCAAUUCCACUGA